GAGCACCGGCGCUCAGAACGCUUCAGAGACACACACACACACACACACGAGCACCGGUGGACACUUUAGACUAUGAUCGCCUCUGGCGCUCCAGAGAUCUGCUCUUCAUCCUGCGAGAGGACUGCCUGACACACACACACACACACACACACACACACACGCACACACACACACACGAGCGCGGGGGACAUGCUUUGCAGGGGAGUGGUCAGCGUCCUGCAGAAGAGUUCCUGAAGGAUUCCACCCUAGGAUUACAGAACCGCUCUGGACACACACACACACUCACGUUCUGGAGAUCAUUCUCACACACACACACACAUGCUCUGCGGUCUGCUCCUUCUCGCACACACACUCGUACACACACACACUCGUACACACACACUCGUACACACACGCACUGGAGUUCCUGCUGAGAGGCUUAGCUGUGAGUCCGGGAAUGAGGGCAAGCCAGGAGAUGUCCCUGUGAAAGCUGGACCUCACCACUAGAGUACCAUAGAGAUCUUCAGGAUCCUCUCCACCGAGGGACGACCACAGAGUUCUUCAGGGUUGAGAUGGGGAGGCGGGUUCUUGUGUUUCUCCUGCUGCUGCUCAUCCUGGGCGUGGCCCAGAGCAGGCGGGGCGGAGGCCGGGGGGGGCGCGGUUUGGUCAGGGGGCGUGGCCGAGCCGGAGCUGCCAAGCGCUCCGCCGCCGCGUCGGACUGCAAGGAGUACGUGGAGGCGGGGGAGAAGUACCUGGACUGCCAGGACCGCGGGCUGAGCUCCGUGCCGACGGGCCCCGAGGACGUGCACCACCUGAUCCUGGCGCGGAACCGGCUCCAGGUGCUGCGGGACGGGGCGUUCGCCCACCUGACCCAGCUGCGCUCCCUGGACCUGCAGCAGAACCGGAUCUCCACCGUGGAGGACGGCGCCUUCGCGGGCCUGGAGACGCUGAGCACGCUGCUGCUGCAGCACAACCGUCUGAGCGCGCUCAGCGAGGAGGCGCUCAUCGCCAUGCCCCGCCUGCGCUACCUGCGCCUCUACGCCAACCCCUGGCGCUGCGGCUGCGCCCUCGACAGCCUGGUGCGGACGCUGCAGGUGCCCUCCGCCCGCCAGCUGGGCAACUACGCCAAGUGCGACGAGCCGCAGGCGCUGCGCGGCCACAAGCUCAAGAAGCUGAAGGCGGAGCUUCUCUGCGAGCCGUCGCCCGUUGAGAGGGACCCUUCCUCCUCCUCGCCAGCAGGGGGCGCUGCUCCUAAACCGCUGGCCAAACCGCAGGACGCCACCAGCCUCUGCCACACCUACAUGAUCCCCGCGCCGCGGCUCGACUGCACCAGCCGAGAUCUGAAGUACGUCCCUGCAGACAUCACCGCUGACAUCGUGAAGAUGGACCUGUCGUGGAACAGCCUCCAGCAACUCAAGGCACGGGACUUUGUGGCGGCGAAAGACCUGAAGAUGCUGAACCUCAGCAGUAACAGUCUGGAGAACAUCGACACUGCUGCGUUCGCGGGGCUGCUGUACCUGAGGGAGCUGGACCUCUCCAACAACAGCCUGCAGUUCUUCAAGUACGGCGUCCUGGAGGACCUGUACUUCCUGAAGCGGCUGCUCCUGGGCGGGAACCCGUGGCGCUGCGACUACAGCAUCCACUACCUGGUGUACUGGCUGAAGCACCACCCGGGCGUGGCCCACUCCGGCCUGGUGUGCAGCGAGCCGCAGGAGUUCCGCGGCUGGCUGGUGGAGGACUACGUCAAGACCUACAACGCAGACUGCCCCAAGGACUGGCAGCUGGGCGGGCCCCACUCGGACGGCGGCGGCGAUCCGGCCGCCGCCGGGGGGGGGGCCAAUCAGGACACGGCAGCGCAGGAGCUGAAGGCGGAGACAGAGGAGGAGCCUGUAGGGUUGCUGCCCAGCCCACUGAGGAUGCGCAAGACAUUUGAGAUCAUACGCCUCAGUUAGACACACACACACACACACACACACACGCCUCAGUUAGACACACAGACACACACACACACACACAC
Clupea harengus (Atlantic herring) is the source of this 1996-nucleotide messenger RNA. RefSeq names its product leucine rich repeat containing 17 (gene lrrc17). The record is from RefSeq and is a predicted model, not a curated record. Gene Ontology annotation, molecular function: protein binding. NCBI's taxonomy places the organism in Eukaryota, Metazoa, Chordata, Actinopteri, Clupeiformes, Clupeidae. Gene Ontology annotation, cellular component: plasma membrane.